AAUAACAUUUCUUCUGUAUUUGGAAAGAAUCCUGAAGUUUGGGAUAUUGAGUAUUGUUUUGAAUUUAAAGAAUAUCCUAGAACUUCAGAGAUAGGUGUAGCAACUGUUUAUAAUGUUGAUG
Messenger RNA from Funneliformis geosporum, 121 nucleotides. Lineage: Eukaryota; Fungi; Glomeromycota; Glomeromycetes; Glomerales; Glomeraceae. The record is from the annotation of a GenBank genome assembly.